AAAGCAUAUAAACAAUCAGGGCGAUUGUUUAUUGUCACCAUACUUUACGUAACAAAAGAAACGUUACAUUGGUCACUCCGGGGUCACCAAUGUAACGUUUUUGUAAACGUUUUGUAAAUCUAAACACAGACAAUGUAACGUUUGUAAACUGCGAGCAUAACGUCCCACAAGCAAGCGUGUGGGAAGUAAGUAGUUAAUAAGAUGAAAAAGAGUUAAACCAACAUCAUUAGAACACUUGUAACUGCCUGAUUCCUCCCUUCUUGCUCAUUGGCCUCCAUAGUGAACGUGGCAAAUUAUCUGCUGCUCAUCUGAAUCUUCAUUAAUUCCUGUUCAUACUUACAUGGACAGUCUCUCGUUGUCUUAGAAACUACACCAGAGAAUAGUAUUCUACCAUUAUAAUGUCGAUAGGUUAUAACCAUUAAUGUACGUUUUAUCAAGGCGAGAGUGCCAGUUUCUCAUACGCUCUCUGAGUGGCCCGAACAUCUGUGUUCGUAUGAUGAACCAGUAUUAUCUGUGGAGGGGAAAUAUCCCCACUGUGGCAAGGGGGAGAGCACUGUUUACAUGUAUAUAUACCUUAGUUUUACGUUAUCAUAUCUUUAAUUAUAUGCUGUCGUGCGGAGUGAAAUUAAGUAUGAGUGUUAAAUUAGUUGCUUAAUUAGAAAAUAUAUUUUUAAUUUAGAAUUGGUACCCAUUUAGGAUAAGGUGGAGCUAACACAAAUUGUGUCUAUUUUCAAGAGAGAGACUAAUAUUUUUUUAAUGUCAUCCAGUGAAACUGGUGGGUGCUUACAGUAGUUACCCCAUAUUUUGUGACAUACACAUUUUUCACGAGCUAAUUGUAUUGUAAUCUUCGAUUAAUACGAUGACGUUUAUAAAAUGCAGGGAAUCUCCCUACAUCCGGGGGCGGAACACCUGCUGCAGGGAGCGAGUGCCCGCAUGCCGCCUUCGUGAUGGCGUCAGUCAGCACCUCGCCCUGCAGUCUUACACCAGGCCGGCGGCGCCAGGGACCUACGUCGCCCCACAGCAACACAACACUCGCCGUUGACUUGUCGGAUUCCGACGAUAUAUUUUUCGUGCCGCGUCGUCGUCGUCGUCGUCUUCCCCGCCGGAGAGCUCGGCCGGUGUCCGAGGUGACAGCUAACAUCAACAUGGUGCUCAUCACCACCACGUCGCGCGCCUGGGGCGACGAAUUCUGCGAUAUUAGUCUGGAAAAUGCGGGUGAUAUCAAAGGUGGCAGUGGCGAUGGUUAUGGCAAGAUGGCAGUCUCGUGUGGGAAGAGCAGUGUAAAGCAAAAUUUGAAACAUAUCGCGCAUAAGAUAACCCACGGGAGGAAACUGAGUGAUGAGGUCGCGCUGGUGACCAAGAAUGACCUCUCUAGUGAUCCGAGUGAACACGUCAACCUCCCUCCUUUUGAGAUUUACUGUGAUCAUGACCAAGACACUCAGAGUCACACGGAGCCGAGGUCAGGUCACCCAAGUAGCGAUGACUAUUCUGCCCUGGAGGGAGGCUCCUGCAGGCACAAACACAGCUGCUGCUACCUUGGGCAGGUGAGCCCUCAGGCCUCGCCACACUACUCCGCCUCGCCUACUGGCUACUGCUCCUACUCCAGCCUCAUGCGUGCUGCUGAUGACGCUGCCUACGGCGACUCCGACACCGCCACCGUCACAAGUGACAGAAGCAGACACGAUAGCGACAGCAGAUGGAGCAGCAGCAGCAGCACCCAGCGGAGGCGGUCGCUAGUGGACGACCUGCUGCUCUCCAUCUACCGCCACCACCACCGCCGGCGCCCCAGCAGCAGCCUGGGCGACUCUGACACCCUCACCGAGCACUCCACCACCUCCGACACCCCCGCCCACCACGCCCACCACCGCCUCCUCCCGUCCUCCUCCAGGCUCGUCCACCGCAAGUUUAGGCUCCUCGACAAAGUUGUCUUAGAAGAUGUUAGAAAUGGUUAG
Messenger RNA from Procambarus clarkii (red swamp crayfish), 1952 nucleotides. The record is from RefSeq and is a predicted model, not a curated record. Lineage: Eukaryota; Metazoa; Arthropoda; Malacostraca; Decapoda; Cambaridae.